AUGCCGGGCCGGGGGGAGCCGUCGGGGGGCCGGGCGGUGGCGGCGGUGCCGGUUCCCGUUGCGGUCCCCGUAGCGGCGGCCCCGGGCCCGGCGGCGGUGCGCAGCGCCCUCCCCGAGCGGGCGGCGCGGCCGGGCCAAGGGGGGCUGCGGGCCAAGGGCUUCGCCAUCACCGACCUGCUGGGGCUGGAGGCCGAGCUGCAGCCGCCCCCCGGGGCCGCCCCCGGGCCCGCCGGAGGCUACGAGGGCGGCGGGGCGCUGGGCUUGGGGCUGGGGUUGCUGUGUGGCUUGGCCGGGCCCGGAGCCCCCUGCUUGCUGCCCGCCCCCCUGCCGCUGCUCCCGGCCCGCGGACCCCGACCGGGUCCCCCCGGGCCGCCGCCGGCCCCCCGUCGCUACAAGGAGAGCGUGUCCGAUGAGGACAGCCUGUCCGGGGAUGCCAGCGACCUGAAGAUGCCAGCCUCGCAGAUCAAGAGGAAGAAACGGCGGCACAGGACGGUGUUCACAGCCCACCAGCUGGAGGAGCUGGAAAAGGCUUUCAACGAAGCUCACUACCCCGACGUCUAUGCCAGGGAGAUGCUGGCGGUGAAGACGGAGCUGCCGGAGGAUAGGAUACAGGUUUGGUUUCAGAACCGAAGAGCCAAGUGGCGGAAGCGGGAGAAGUGCUGGGGCCGGAGCAGCGUGAUGGCCGAGUACGGCCUCUACGGCGCCAUGGUGCGGCACUCCAUCCCUCUGCCCGAGUCCAUCAUCAACUCCGCCAAGAGCGGGCUGGUGGGGUCCUGCGCCCCCUGGCUGCUGGGCAUGCACAAAAAGUCGAUGGAGGUGAGCAGGAAGGCGGAGAGCCAAGAGAAGCUGGCAGAUGGCUGGCGAGCGGAUCCGGAUGAGGAGGAACUCCAAGGGAAGCAGGCCAGUUCCCAGAGGAGCUCUGACAAACUUAGCCCGGCAAAAAAUCCUGAGGACACAGCCAUUGACCUCUCCAGGACGGCCAAGCAUGAGAAGAGGAGCAUAGUGAGGCAGUGCAUCAACGGGGACCCUGCCGCGGAGCAGAAGGACAGGGACCACUGA
This is a messenger RNA of Cygnus atratus (black swan), 1059 nucleotides long. It is a transcript of the gene VSX1, whose product is annotated as visual system homeobox 1. The record is from RefSeq and is a predicted model, not a curated record. Gene Ontology annotation, molecular function: transcription cis-regulatory region binding; DNA-binding transcription factor activity, RNA polymerase II-specific. Gene Ontology annotation, biological process: regulation of DNA-templated transcription. Lineage: Eukaryota; Metazoa; Chordata; Aves; Anseriformes; Anatidae. Gene Ontology annotation, cellular component: nucleus. The transcript has 5 exons. Bases 1 to 1059 code for a protein of 352 amino acids.